GCGAUUCAAUCCCAUCUUACUCAGAACGUUGAUCAUCCCACCAGCCGCCUGACCACGACAGGAAGCCAAUAGCCUUCAAAAGUACCACUGGGGCCUGGCCAGAUCGAAAGUCUCGCAGUUCCCUCAAGUCUUCUGGCAAGCACUGAAGCUGUGUCGACGCUCAUAGUCUGUGCAUCCUGAACCAGUGGCCUGUCGCUUUCCCGAAGACAAGUCAUACACAGAGUCAUAACAUAGCGGAGGUCUCCCAACAUCUUUUCGUCUUAACCUCAAUAUUGCAACAAUGUCUGGGCCAUACGUUUACACACAACCGAUCUACGAGCCUCCUCCAUAUUAUACCCACCCGCACACACCCCAACGAUCACCUUUCAUUCCUCCCUCUAAUUUAUUUCCACCUUCUCCCUCUUCACCUUACGUCGAACUUCCUGGAACCCCGCACACUUCUUACUAUCCUGAUGGAUACCGUCGCCGUCGCCCUCCGUCUUGGCAUGGAGGGAUGGCCGCAGCACCUCCCAGUCCUUCCUUUUUGGGGGUUCCAUUGCCGCCGACCAACAACCGGCGGCAUUCCUUUGGCCAUGCCAAUCGCCCUCCUUGGCCAUACCAGAUGUCGUCGCAGCACUACCAGAUUCACCCGCUUCUUAACGGAGAAGCUUAUGUAUCGGAAUUCUACUUCGACAUUGCUAAUCCAGCUUUCGCGCCAUUGCGCAGAGUUGGUCCAAACCACACGGCUAUGGUGUCUGUUGAAGAGCUAAGGGAACCUGCUACAUUCCCAACCAUUACUCGCAUGCGUAUGACGCAUGAUGCCAUUCCUCAAUGGCCUAUCGACUUGGAACUCGUUCAUGGCGAGUACGAUAUCUCGGGCGCUCUGCCCAUAACUGUUGGCGAUGUUUUGUGGAUGAUCCAUUCGUCCUUGCAUCGCCAAAUUUCUCACUCUGACUGGGCCCAGCUAAGUCAGAGUGAAGAAACUGCAAUUGCACGGGCAUAUACCCGCAGAUACAGAAGCAUCCCUUCAUCUGCUCAGCUCGAAGCAAGUCAAGGAGUCAAACGAGUUGACUAUUUGAUGGAAAGACAUUGCUUCAGGGGACUUGUCAGAGCUCCGGAUGAAGAUGGUUUCUGUCAUUGGAAGUUGUUGACGUGAAAGUUGCCUGCCCUUGUAACCCCCUCUCUUUG
Suillus subalutaceus is the source of this 1167-nucleotide messenger RNA. RefSeq lists its product as uncharacterized. The coding region runs from base 281 to 1135 and encodes 284 amino acids. The transcript is spliced from 3 exons. Lineage: Eukaryota; Fungi; Basidiomycota; Agaricomycetes; Boletales; Suillaceae. The record is from RefSeq and is a predicted model, not a curated record.